This is a messenger RNA of Adineta ricciae, 240 nucleotides long. Lineage: Eukaryota; Metazoa; Rotifera; Eurotatoria; Adinetida; Adinetidae. The record is from the annotation of a GenBank genome assembly.
AUGACGUGGAAAUUUCGUCGAAAUCUAUUUCGUCAAUCGAACCAAAAUUGUGAAAUCACAACAUUGAAAAUUUCAAAUAUGUUCACGGAGAAAGAUCUAAUUGAGAUCAAACAGUGUCUUCGUCAAUAUAAUUAUGCCAAUCUGUUAUCAUUUAACUUUAUUCAAGCCUUGAUAGAAACAACCAUCACAUACGGUUCCAGCAACACUCUAAAAAACACUGAAGCUAGAGCCUUUUCAUGA